This is a messenger RNA of Lecanosticta acicola, 390 nucleotides long. NCBI's taxonomy places the organism in Eukaryota, Fungi, Ascomycota, Dothideomycetes, Mycosphaerellales, Mycosphaerellaceae. The record is from the annotation of a GenBank genome assembly.
AUGGCCCGCAUGCCCGGGAAAUAUUCUCCCCCGAACGGUGCCCUGUUCCUCGCUCGUCUGCAACCAACCAACGAGGCAGUGGGCUGUGUCGGCCUGCGACCCCUGACAGAGCCUGGAGGUAUCGGAAUCGGCAUCGCUGAGAUGAAGCGACUCUACGUCGAUCCAGCCGGCCGAGGGAUGGGCGUGGGCAGGAAACUCGCGGAUGCCGUGGUUGCGGAGGCCAGACGGCUGGGCUAUGAAGCCGUGCUGCUCGAUACGCUGCCGCAUAUGCUCUCCGCCAUCGGGCUCUAUAAGUCCCUGGGGUUUGUUGAGGUCGAGCCGUAUUACGCGACGCCGUUGGAGGGGACUGUCUUUUUGAGGCUGGAUCUCAAGAGCGGUUUGGGCGAGUGA